Haemonchus placei is the source of this 507-nucleotide messenger RNA. Lineage: Eukaryota; Metazoa; Nematoda; Chromadorea; Rhabditida; Trichostrongylidae. The record is from the annotation of a GenBank genome assembly.
AUGCGAAACAUUUUUCGCCAUCGAGGAGCGAUAUCAGCCGCCAAGUUCGCAAUCGAAAGAGCAUUGGAAAUCCUCAAGGAACGUCUUGAAGCACUCCUACUAUAUACCCAGACUCAGGCAGAUCGCGCAACCAUUAGUGAGGAAGUUGAUCAAUGCUGGAAUGAAAUGCAAGGCGAUAAGCACGAAACCGACGCACUCGAGACCAUCACAGCGCUGGAUACACAGCUCAUGAUGGAUGAAGCCAUCGAGACUUCACUCCGACCUCAGAUUACUGAUAACAUCGCAAAUGCUACCGCCGCAUUAACUCUUUCCACCUCACCCUUGCGCAACAAUUCGGCAGGAGAUCAGUCACUGGAUGCUGACAAGGAAAAGCAACAUCGACUUUCGUCAGAAUUGUCAACAACAUCUUUCUCUUCUCCAUUCGUACAUCCAAUCCAGCUACGCAAGUUGGAGAGAUCCUACGCAAUAUCACGAUUUUUGGUGUCGUUUCAAGACAGCUAUAAAUGA